This is a messenger RNA of Stomoxys calcitrans (stable fly), 1100 nucleotides long. It is a transcript of the gene Tsp2A, whose product is annotated as tetraspanin-2A. Gene Ontology annotation, cellular component: membrane. Lineage: Eukaryota; Metazoa; Arthropoda; Insecta; Diptera; Muscidae. The record is from RefSeq and is a predicted model, not a curated record. The transcript has 2 exons. The coding region runs from base 140 to 865 and encodes 241 amino acids.
ACCUUUGCUAUGAGUAAAUGAACAUUCAAAACGAAUUUUACUUUUAACGAAUUGCGAACGACAAAAAAGUUUUAAAAGAAAACAAGCGGCGGGUGGGAGUUUUAAAAGAAAAUUAAAUUAUUUUAAAGAUUAAUUCAAUAUGGCCACCACCACAGAAAAUAGUUUGGAAAAACAAAUAGGUUGCAUAAAAUAUACCCUAUUCUGUUUCAACAUCAUAGCCUGGAUGUUAGCCACCUCGUUGUUUGCCCUAACUGUCUGGCUAAGAGCUGAGCCUGGUUUCAAUGAAUGGUUGAAAAUUUUAGAAGCUGAAUCAUUUUACAUUGGUGUCUACAUUUUAAUUGGCAUAAGUAUCAUCAUGAUGGCUGUUAGCUUUUUGGGCUGUCUUUCUGCCCUAAUGGAAAACACUUUGGCUCUAUUUGUGUUUAUCGGAACUCAAAUCUUUGGUUUUAUAGCCACCAUAGCGGGUUCGGCUUUACUGCUGGAAUACAGCACCAUGCAUUCCAGCUUACAACCUCUGCUGCAAGUCAGUAUAAGCCGUUUUGUCAGCUCUUCGGAAACACCCUAUUCCUCAUAUGUAUUGAAUAUGAUACAAGAAAACAUUGGUUGCUGUGGUGCCAGUGGUCCCUGGGACUAUUUGAAUUUGCGCCAACCCUUGCCCAGUUCCUGUCGUGAUGCUGUCAGUGGUAAUUGUUUCUUUAAUGGCUGUGUGGAUGAGCUGACCUGGUUUUUCGAAGGCAAAUCCACUUGGAUAGUGGCCAUUGCCUUGGCCUUGGGUAUGCUUAACGUUAUAUGUGGCGUCAUGAGUUUGGCUUUGGUACAAGCCGUCAAGAAGGAGGAGGAAGAAGUGCAAGCCUAUAGACGUUAACCCACGAAAGCUUGAAGAAGGGAGUUAGCUCUCUUUCAUUUUACAUUAAAAAAAAGUUGCCAUCGAUUACUUUUCCUCUUCACACACAACACAACACAUGCCAUACGAACUGGUUUUACAAAAUACUGCAUGUAAUUUUAUGCAUUAAUUAAUUAUUAAGUUCAAAUUGUUUUUUUUAUUUUUUACAAAUAUUUGAUAACUGAAUAUUUGAAUAUAAAAUCCAAAAAAUAAAAAU